AUGUCGGAUCCAUUCGCCUACUCAUAUCCGUCCCCACUUGAAGGCUACGAAAACCUAGAGCCGCUAUCCGACGAGCGCAACGAGGAUGGAAAAUCCCUAAAGAACCCCCAACAUGGCAAGCUGAGCAAAGCCUAUGAGGAAUUCCCCGACCCUCUCAGCAAGGAUCUUCGUGGUGGCUUCGACAUCCACAUCUAUUAUUUCCAGAGUAACCCCGACCAAGCAGCCUACGCAAAAGCUCUCCACGAACGAAUUCGUCGUGAAUUCCCCGAGCUCCGAAUCUACACCUUCUGGGACAAACCCAUCGGACCACACCCAGUCGCCAUGUUCGAAGUAAACAUUUUCUCGCCCGCGCAGUUCGGCGCUUUCGUUCCUUGGUUGGUGAUUAAUCGAGGCCCGCUGAGUGCGCUUUUGCAUCCCAAUACGCUGGGUGAGGGGGCGUUGGAGGAGGAGAGGAAUCAUACACAGCGGGCGACUUGGUUGGGGGAUAAGAUUCCGUUGGAUUUAAGGCUUUUCAAGCUUUGGAGGGCGAAGGAGAAGGAGGAAGAGGAGAAGCAGGGCAGAUUGUGA
Molecule: messenger RNA, 567 nt
Organism: Penicillium waksmanii
Lineage: Eukaryota; Fungi; Ascomycota; Eurotiomycetes; Eurotiales; Aspergillaceae
Product: DOPA 4,5-dioxygenase family protein
Exons: 4
Coding region: 1-567 (188 amino acids)
Source: RefSeq, a predicted model, not a curated record